GGGAAGUUCUUUGCUUUGCAGUGUGUUGUGUAUAUUUUGGGCCUCGCAUUUGGAUUUGAUUUCAUAUAGUCUGGCGCUUGGACUACCCAUCUACAGACUUCUUUCUGGAAUCUGGAAAGAUGAACAGCAGUGCCAGUAAGAGGGCGCCCACCACAGCAACCCAGCGGCUCAAGCAGGACUACCUGCGCAUCAAGAAGGACCCCGUGCCUUACAUCUGCGCAGAACCCCUCCCCUCCAACAUUCUAGAAUGGCAUUAUGUGGUCCGAGGGCCGGAGAAGACCCCCUAUGAAGGUGGCUACUACCACGGGAAGCUGAUCUUCCCUCGAGAGUUUCCCUUCAAGCCUCCGAGCAUUUACAUGAUCACGCCAAACGGACGAUUCAAAUGCAACACGCGGUUGUGUCUGUCCAUCACUGACUUCCAUCCGGACACGUGGAAUCCGGCCUGGUCCGUCUCCACCAUCCUCACGGGACUCCUGAGCUUCAUGGUGGAGAAGGGACCCACACUAGGGAGCAUAGAGACCUCAGACUACACGAAACGGCAGCUGUCUGCCCAAAGCCUGGCGUUCAACCUGAAGGACAAAGUCUUCUGUGAGCUCUUCCCAACAGUAGUGGAGGAGAUGCGCUGUAAGCAGAAGGCUCUGGAGGAGGCGUCUUCGCGACCGCAGGCCCUGCCCCUCCCCGACGUCGUCCCUAACGGAGACGCUGGUCACCACGGCAACUACGGAGCCCCCGGAGCCCUCAACGGCCACGCCCCCCUCGCGCCAGGCCCCGCCCACGACCCCGCGCUGCACGGCAACCGUAACCACGGACUCCUGGGGGGCGCGUUGGCCAACCUGUUUGUCAUCGUGGGCUUCGCGGCGUUCGCCUACACGGUCAAGUACGUCUUGAGGAGCAUAGCACAGGAGUGAAGACCAGAGGGGGGGGGCACCGAGCGGA
Engraulis encrasicolus (European anchovy) is the source of this 936-nucleotide messenger RNA. RefSeq names its product ubiquitin-conjugating enzyme E2 J2-like. The transcript is spliced from 7 exons. The record is from RefSeq and is a predicted model, not a curated record. The coding region runs from base 120 to 908 and encodes 262 amino acids. NCBI's taxonomy places the organism in Eukaryota, Metazoa, Chordata, Actinopteri, Clupeiformes, Engraulidae.